Closterium sp. Yama58-4 is the source of this 543-nucleotide messenger RNA. Lineage: Eukaryota; Viridiplantae; Streptophyta; Zygnematophyceae; Desmidiales; Closteriaceae. The record is from the annotation of a GenBank genome assembly.
AUGGUGGCGGAGUAUGGCUUCGUGCCCUCAUACAACCCCUUCGACACAGUCAUCCUCUUCCCCAGCUCUGCCCGUCUGGUGGAGUAUACAGUGCAGCACACGCACCCCACUCAACCGCAGCCCACCCAGUCAAACCCUGCUAAUGCAACACUGAGAGGGGCACUGAGGGUUGCGGCGUCAGUGAGGGAGGUGGUGGGGAGGAUGAGAGAGGAGAGGCGGACGGGGGUGCAGGGACAGGGGCGGACGGGGGAGGAGGAGGGGGAGGGGCAGGAGGCGCAGGGGGAGAGGGGCAAAGGUGGGGACGGGCAGGGGGAGGAGGCGCAAGGGGGGGAUGGGCAAGGGGAGGAAGGGCAAAGGGAUGGCGCGAGUGGGGAUGGCAGCAGGGGUGGGGAGUGGUGGGAGGGGAUGGGGAGCGAGGAGGAGGAGUGGGAGAAUGCAAAGAAGCAGCUGGUGGUGUGGGCGGGCGGGCAUGCGAGCCCUGAGAUGCUGGCCAUGGCUGCUGCUGUGUGGCACUGGAUAGACACAGGACGAGGUGAGAGUUAG